This is a messenger RNA of Papilio machaon (common yellow swallowtail), 1318 nucleotides long. Its product is annotated as phosphate carrier protein, mitochondrial. Gene Ontology annotation, biological process: mitochondrial phosphate ion transmembrane transport. The record is from RefSeq and is a predicted model, not a curated record. Lineage: Eukaryota; Metazoa; Arthropoda; Insecta; Lepidoptera; Papilionidae. The transcript is spliced from 9 exons. Bases 110 to 1183 code for a protein of 357 amino acids. Gene Ontology annotation, cellular component: mitochondrial inner membrane. Gene Ontology annotation, molecular function: phosphate transmembrane transporter activity.
ACAAUCUGACAUGGCCAUGGCGCUUGCGUCGUCAGCUUAGUUCCUUUAGCACUGUGCAAAAAGCGCGGUGCGGUGUGUUCUACAUUUCCAUCGGAUUUAAGACAUUAAAAUGUUCUCAUCCCUGUUGGACGCGGCGCGGAACUCGCCCUUCCGCGGCCCGCUCUCCCCCGCGCAAUGCGAGCCCAUCGCUGCACCACAAGCUGCACAGAGCGGCAUGGCUGCAGCGACGGCGGUGCAAGGAGACUCGUGCGAGUUCGCCUCACCCAAGUACUUCGCCCUUUGCGGUCUGGGAGGCAUCCUCUCUUGUGGUAUAACUCACACCGCUGUUGUCCCCUUGGAUCUGGUGAAGUGCCGGCUGCAGGUGGACCCUGAUAAGUACAAGAAUGUGUUGACUGGCUUCAAGGUGUCAGUGCGGGAGGAAGGUAUGCGUGGACUCGCUAAAGGCUGGGCACCAACCUUCAUUGGAUAUUCCCUACAGGGUCUGUGCAAGUUCGGUCUGUACGAGGUGUUCAAGGUGACAUACUCCGGAAUGCUGGAUGAAGAGACAGCUUACACCUACCGAACAUUCGUGUACCUCGCAGCCUCCGCUUCUGCGGAAUUCUUUGCAGACAUCGCACUCUCUCCGCUAGAGGCUGCUAAGGUCCGUAUCCAAACGAUGCCUGGUUUCGCGUCGACGCUGCGAGAGGCUUGGCCUAAGAUGGUGCAGAACGAGGGCUACGGCACCUUCUACAAGGGUCUGGUGCCGCUGUGGGGUCGCCAGAUACCUUACACCAUGAUGAAGUUCGCGUGCUUCGAGAAGACAUUGGAGCUCCUUUAUAAGUACGUGGUGCCAAAGCCGCGUGAGCAGUGCACUAAGGGUGAGCAGCUGGUGGUGACAUUCGCUGCUGGUUACAUCGCGGGUGUGUUCUGCGCCAUUGUGUCACAUCCGGCUGACACAGUCGUCUCCAAACUUAACCAGGAUAAGACAGCGACUGUUGGCUCCAUCAUGGGCAAGCUGGGUUGGGGCGGUGUAUGGAAGGGACUUGGUCCCAGGAUCAUCAUGAUUGGUACACUCACCGCACUCCAAUGGUUCAUCUACGAUGCUGUUAAGGUGUGGCUGCGUAUGCCGCGACCACCGCCAGCUGAGAUGCCGGAAUCUAUGCGCAAACGUCUCGAAGCGGAGGAGGCUGCGAAAUCAAAGUGAACAUACAAACAUCUAGCUCAUACAAACAUCUAGCCCAUACACACCAUGCACAUAAAAACAUAACUAAAUACAUUGAACCUAACUUAGAUAAAUUGAAACACGACCCUUGAAAUAGACAAUUCCACUGUAAUUAUU